Molecule: messenger RNA, 1613 nt
Organism: Thecamonas trahens ATCC 50062
Lineage: Eukaryota; Apusomonadida; Apusomonadidae
Exons: 2
Coding region: 1-1410 (469 amino acids)
Source: RefSeq, a predicted model, not a curated record
AUGUCUACGCGAGCUCCCGCACCUCCGGCUGACUCGGCAAAGCCCAUCUCGCAUGCACCAGCUGCACCGUCGCCACCCAAGCACGCCCUCUCGUCAUCGGCGUCGUCGUCGUCUUCGAGUGGUAUCCCGUCGUUCCUCGCCGAAGCUACCCGAGCCGUGGCGGCGCUCUCGGCCCCGCAUGCGUCCGAGAGCGAUGGCUCGGACGAUUCGUCGUACCUGCCGCUUGAGAAGCGCAUGCUGUACCAGAAGGCUGCGGCUCAGUACCGCUCUAGCACGCUGCACGAAAGCGAGCCGCAGCUUACGGCGUCUCCGUCACGACACGCUUCGCCUCCUUCACGCUUGUCGUCCGACUCGGACUCGGACGAGAGCAUGAGCGACGGCUUGAUUCCGAUGAUGCAAGCGUCAUACGACGAGCUGCGGUCGUCAGGCGCUCGCCACGCGGUUUCGCACUCGCCAACCUCGCCCAUCACGCCCAAUCAGAUUGCCGGUGGCUACAUCGAUCCUCGCCUCGCCACAGGCAUUCCGUCCGGCCUCCAGACCCAGGUCAUGUUGGCGGCCGUCGGCGAGGGCCAGCCGCACGCCAAGCGCGUAGUGGCAGACCCUGACCCCAAUGAGGCCAACACUGCUCACCGCCACCCAGCCGCCCAUCUCCGCUCGUCGGGCUUGUCGGUCGAGCUCAAGCAAGCUCAACUGCCCGAGCUCAUGGAUCUCUCGCACCGACGUCAGUCGAUUGCGCCUCCGUCACCGUCAGCCUCGGAUGCGAGUUCCUCGGCCUCGUCGUCCUCGUCCUCGCCGUCCUUGUCCAAGCCCUACGCGUCGCUCGACCGACCGCGGUCGGUCUCGUUUGUCCUACCUGACGACUCGCCGCGGCACCGUCUAAUCACUCCGCCGCCACCGCGGUUGGUCGAUUAUGACGACGACGAUGCCUUUGGUCUAGAUCACGCCUUUCAGCGGCCCCGCCCCGCUCACGCCGCGCUGUCCACUCCUCCGCCCGUCUCCAGCGGACCGGGCGAGGCCACGACUAACAUGUCGAUCCAGGUCCUUGCCCAGCAAGUAGCCGAAUUGUCUGCCUCGCUCAAGCUCACCCAGGCGUACACCCAGACGCUGGGCGCGUUUACCGAGCACCUCGCUGCAACCCAAAAGUCGCAUGUCUCGCUCCCGCCACUGCCUGCCGACCUCGAUCCAGAGCGCGAGCCUGGCGGGAACCCAGACCCAGAAAGAGCGUCAGAUCACGUACUGGCGUUCUUGGCCGGCCUCCCGCCUUCACCGCUGGCCACUCUUCUCCACGCGCUUCCAGUGGCCACACUGGUUUUUCUCCUCCCGCACGUCAAGCGGAUGCCGACGCCGCAGCUCGCGCAUGCGGUCGCCUCUGCGAUUGCAGCCAAGUGCAUGUCGGGCCAGCUGGGCUAGCAUUUUCCUGGAUUUACGGCGAAGCCUUGGGCUUGGGCUUGAGCGACGGCGGCGGAAGCGAGGGCAAGUUGCGGCGCAGCUUGACGGUCCCGGCGGUGCCAUCGUCGGCCGGAAUAACAUCGACGUUGGACUGGAGUGCGAUGGAGCGCGGGCGCUGGCGCUUGCCGGCAGCCUGGUUCUUGAUCUGGAGGCUUGCAAUCGAG